CAAUUUUUCUGUUUUGCUUUGUUUGAUAAAUAAAUUUUGUGCAAAGUUUAUGGUUAAAAGUAUUAAAAAACUUAAAAACUAUUUAUUUUAACAAUAAAAUAAUUAAUGGAAACUUAUAAUCCAUUUAAAACAUUAUCGUUUGCAAAGAAAAAUUAAAACUUGUAAAACAACUUUAGCUAGAAAGCCCUAUUUCAUCAGUAUAGAACACAAACUUUUGACUCCCUGCAUUUAUUUCAAAGAAAAAUUAUAAAUAAAAAAUUUCACCAGAACCAUCCUUAACAUAAUAGGAGAAUGGAAGAUUGCCACAGAGAACAUAUUCGCAAGAAUAUCAACGAACUUAUUCGUACAACAAAAUACGAACCUCUUAUCAAUGCAUGCGAAUAUAAAAGGAUUAUAUCGAAUGUAAUGCGAUCACGUAUCGAGAAUCUUCCCGAUGCCGAAGAAGAUGAAAAACACAAAGAACUCUUUAUGAAAUUAACCAAACGAGGACCCACUGCCUACGAUGAGUUGGUUAAAAUCUUAGUUGACUUAAAAUUCGAUACUGCUGCCCAGAUUCUACGGGCUCCUAAAUACGAUGGCUCACAUAUUUCAAUGCAUGACCGUAACACUUCUUCAACAAAACCAAUUCCCAUUGAGAAACCACAAAUACCAGAAAACCCUCUGCCGACAUGUGUUCCAGAAGGUUGCUAUCCUUCAAAAGAUAUCACUGACUCUAAACAUCAACUAGUGCCAUUUACCAAGAAAAUCGAUUUGCCACAACCUUUCGAAGUGAAAAAAUCCAAAGUUAUUCAUUAUGACCGAAUGCUGCCAAUCUACUCAAUGAAAUCCAAAAACCGUGGAGUCUUUUUCAUGGUUAAUAUCAUUGAAUUCCCCAAUAGGGAGAAGAAAAUUCGUUCUGGUGCUGAAGUCGAUUCAAAGUACUUGUUGCGUUUGUUCCAAGAAUUGGGAUUUGUCAUUUUCGAGUAUACAAAUUUGACUAAAAAAGAGUUCUUUGAUCGUUUGACUGAGUUGAGGGAUUCGCAUUACUUGGCAGAAACCGAGUCGUUUGUAUUGACUUUGAUGUCUCAUGGAGAAAUGCAAGACGAUAUGCACGACAGAGUAGAAUUCAGCGGAGGAGCUAUAUGUAAGGUGAAUGAAAUUGAAGACUUCUUUUCGAAUAGGGAAUGCAAGAGUCUUAGGGAUAAGCCUAAAGUGCUUAUCUUUCCAUUUUGCAGAGGUGAUGCUCCAGAUUAUGGAUUCGCUCGUAUUGAAACUGAUAGUAUAGCUCAGGUUGCGCCGAGAGUGAGUAGACAAAUGGAAACUCGUUCGGAUAUGCUUGUUUGUUAUGCAUCCGUUAGAGGCUUUCAAGCACUGCGAGACCCAGAAGAAGGUUCUUGGUAUAUUCAAGCUUUUUGUAAGGUUCUUGCUGAACAUGCACAUGACACGCACAUUGAAGAUAUGCUAAAACUGAUUGGAGAAAAAUUGAAAUCAUUACGUUCCCAAGAAGGCUAUCUACAAACCCCAGCCUAUUAUAAUCAUGGAUUUAAUAAGUUAUUGUUUUUCAAUCCAGGAGUAUAUGAAGAAGAGAAACGUCUUGAAUAGAAUGUUUCUCUUCGUGAUACAAAUAUUAAGUAACAAAACAAAUAUGUAUUCCACAUUUUACACCUUGUUCCAGUGUUGGACAUUUUUUUAACAUUUAUACAAAUAUUUUUAGAUUUAAGAAAAAAAAAAACGAACUGAUCUUAUAAACUUUUGUUAACAAAUUUUUAUAAUGGAAAAAAAUU
This is a messenger RNA of Episyrphus balteatus (marmalade hoverfly), 1763 nucleotides long. RefSeq names its product caspase Dronc-like. Gene Ontology annotation, biological process: proteolysis. The record is from RefSeq and is a predicted model, not a curated record. The transcript has 5 exons. Gene Ontology annotation, molecular function: cysteine-type endopeptidase activity. Bases 292 to 1581 code for a protein of 429 amino acids. Lineage: Eukaryota; Metazoa; Arthropoda; Insecta; Diptera; Syrphidae.